Molecule: messenger RNA, 1253 nt
Organism: Zea mays
Lineage: Eukaryota; Viridiplantae; Streptophyta; Magnoliopsida; Poales; Poaceae
Product: CCCH transcription factor
Exons: 1
Coding region: 28-840 (270 amino acids)
Molecular function (GO): metal ion binding
Source: RefSeq, marked validated
GAUAGUGAGCGACGCCACGGGACAGGCAUGGCGAGCCGCGAGCGGCAGCACACCCGCAGCUACGACUACGACUACGAGCACCUCGUGCUCGACCCGGCGUCUCUGGGCGUGCCGUGGGCCGACCCGGCCGCCGUGGAGAUCCCGCCGCAGCUCCUCGCCGCGCUCGGGGAGUACCUCUCCGGCUCCGCGGCCCGCGGGGACGUCGAGGCGGAGGCGGACGACGAGUUCAUGAUGCACGAGUUCAAGGUGCGGCGGUGCGCGCGCGCGCGGAGCCACGACUGGACGGCGUGCCCCUACGCGCACCCGGGCGAGGCCGCGCGGCGCCGGGACCCGCGCCGCGUCGCCUACGCGGGGGAGCCGUGCCCGGACUUCCGGCGCCGCCCGGGCGCCGCCACCGCCGCGUGCCCGCGCGGGGCCGCCUGCCCGCUCGCGCACGGCACCUUCGAGCUGUGGCUCCACCCGUCCCGCUACCGCACCCGCCCCUGCCGCGCGGGCGCCGCCUGCCGCCGCCGCGUCUGCUUCUUCGCGCACGCCGCGGCCGAGCUCCGCGCCGCCGCGAAUCCCAAGGACGGGUGCUCUCCGCUCUCGCUCUCGCUCUCGCCAAAGUCCACCCUGCAGGCGGCGCUCUGGGAGUCGCCGCCGGUGUCCCCCGUGGAGGGCCGCAGGUGGGUCGACGAGCCGUCGGAGGACGCCGACGCCGACGCCGAGAUGGAGGAGCUGAUGCUCGCGAUGCGGGAGCUCAGCUUCAGGAAGGCCCAGGCGUCGCCAGCGCCGGUUCUGCCUGCCGUCACAGAGGACGACGGGCCGGACUUGGGGUGGGUGUCGGAGCUGGUGAUGUAGGCGAGGCAUAUGCCAGCGCCUGCCCGGUGCCGACGCCCGAAAUUAAUCAAAGCCAAGACGUGGACGCCGCCAUCUCCAGAGGCGCCUCUCGCCGUUUGGAACAGCUUCAUUAAGCAAUGUUUAUUUUUAGCAUUUCCAUGAAUUGCAUCAUUCUUCUGUGGAUAGACCAAACAUGGUGCAAGUAUUAAUACUGCAAUCUGUAAGCGUGGCGUGUGUGCCCCCCUUCUCUUUUUUUUUCCGGAGACCAUGGCCUCACUCAACAUGCUACUGUCGUCCAUGGUUUUCGUUCGAUCGUGUUACUACUACCAGUACCAGUGUACGUCUAACCAAGUGCAGUUGGCAGUGUGUGUUCCAUUCCAUCCCUGCAGCUGCAGGGAUCGAUGUUGCAUUUGCAAAAUAGGAACCCAAGCAAA